CAUCACCAUCAAAAAGACCAAUUUUCUCAACUCGAGCUCCAUUCAUUCUGUAACCCACAUCUCACACGAGAUCCUCCCAUACUUCUGCAAGGGCCAGCUCGAUCGUCUAUCCCGACGGCUUCCGCUACCAUGCCUGCCGAGGACUCCCGCUCGUACGGCGACGCCGCCCACGAGACUGCUUCUGGCUUCAUCGCCUAUGCCCGCAGCUCUGUCGAUCGUGUUGUAUCCCCAGAUUCUCGCGAGCGCGCGUACAAGAACACGGCCUCAUUCGCGUCUGACCGGCCUUUUCUCUUUUCUAUCAUUGUCUUUCAGCUUCUCUUCGCCUUCCUCCCAAUCCUCCUGUUCAUCACAUUUAGUCUCUCUACCGUCGCCUUUGCCCUCGGCGCUGCCGUCCUCUUUUCGCUCUUUUGGAUCGGCGUCGCCCUUAUGAUCCUGGUGCCGACACUGCUCGUCACAUCGUCCAUUGCAGUUCUCGCCUGGGCCUGGGCUGCAGGAAGCUUCAUCGUUGUCCGAUGGCUGUAUGAGCAUGCACCUAUUGGGGGCAAGGGCAGUAAGGUCGCCAUCAAGCAGGAGAAUGGGAGCUAG
Messenger RNA from Fusarium keratoplasticum, 585 nucleotides. RefSeq lists its product as uncharacterized. The transcript is spliced from 2 exons. The coding region runs from base 130 to 585 and encodes 151 amino acids. The record is from RefSeq and is a predicted model, not a curated record. Lineage: Eukaryota; Fungi; Ascomycota; Sordariomycetes; Hypocreales; Nectriaceae.